AUGCCGUUUGACAAUUUUAUAGAACUGUCCCCCCCCUGCUAUUUGUCUUGUCUACGUGCUGAAAUUUACGUGUUGUGGGUUUUGUUUUUUUUUUGGUAGAAAUCUUAUUACGAUAUUUGCAUACUUACGCUAAUGGAUUCAUCUUCAAUUGUUAGCUUUAAUAAUGACUCCACAUACCAAAUGACUCUUAAAGGUGAUUACAAUAAUAUAAGCGUCCACGAGUUAGCGUUACACGCAAUGAGGGACAGAUGUUUAUUAUUGCAACGGAGAAUUAACGCUUUAGAAAGUGACAACAUGCGUCUUAAACUCGAUAUUACAAAGGCAACUGAGAAUGCAUCUUACAUUCCUUUGAGAGAAGACGAAAAGUUUAAGUUGCAGCAAAAGAUAGCAGAACUAAACAAACAAAAAUCUCAGUUGUUGCACCAUGUAUUUAUGGUUUCAUGUGAAAAUAAAAACUUGUGGAAUAAAUUGGCUACACAUAAGGGACUAGAUAAAGGCUCAAAUAAAGAAUAUAGUAAACAACCAUUAUUGCGUACUAAUACUUAUUUGCACAGCACACCAAAAUCUAGUGUUAAUUAUCAAGAAAAAUAUUCAGAAUGUAGCUUAGAGGAAAUUUCCCUUAAAUUAAUUAACAGCUACAUUCAAGAAAAAUCACAGUUAGUGGAGCAAUAUGAACAGAUGGCUCAGCUCCAACAUGUUGAUGAUGAAAAUUUGUUAAAUGUAGAGUCCAUUGGUUUCACAUAUAUGGAGGACCCAGUAACAGAUUCACUGAAGGAAAUUCAUUUACAAACAGAGAAACUACAGGAAGUAAAAAAAGAACUUGCACAGCAAGAAGAAGAUUUGAAAGUGGUCAUAGCUAGAGUAGAAGCAGUAUUAAAAAGUGGAUAUAAGUGUCCUACAUGUGCAGUCAACAAUGCAAAAAUCACUCCAUCAGAACAUAAAGAAAUAGAAACUAGUGAUAGCCUGGCUAAUUGGGCAACUCCAAUAGAAUCAAGCAGUUAUAAUAACUUUAGUGAACUGAAUACAUCAGCUUUCAAGAAAAGUGUGUCAGUUGUAAAUGAAAAUGAUAAGAAAGAUAAAAUAUGCCUUGAUAAAGUAUGUCCAAUGUGUGGACAAAAUUUUGAGAAAGAUGUGGCUUUUGUUGAGUUUCAGUCCCAUGUAGAGAGUCAUUUUACUGGUGAGAGUGAACCAGAUUCUGUUAUAGAAAACUUUGAAAACUUACCAUAUUCUCUUGAUCCUGUGAUAUAGUAAUUACAAAUAUUAAAAUAAAUAGAGUUAAAUUUUAUAUUUAUUUCAUGUUUAUUUAACCAUAUUUACUUUAAUUGUAAUAAGAGUAAAAUGUAGUAGUAAAAUUCACAUCAUUAUAAUAACUAAACUUUUA
Diatraea saccharalis (sugarcane borer) is the source of this 1381-nucleotide messenger RNA. Lineage: Eukaryota; Metazoa; Arthropoda; Insecta; Lepidoptera; Crambidae. The record is from the annotation of a GenBank genome assembly.